This is a messenger RNA of Bactrocera oleae (olive fruit fly), 3306 nucleotides long. Lineage: Eukaryota; Metazoa; Arthropoda; Insecta; Diptera; Tephritidae. The record is from RefSeq and is a predicted model, not a curated record.
AGUACGAGUAGUUUGUUUGGAGGAGGUCGAUUGGUGAUGUGUACUGUUAUUGCCACGGUAGAAAUAGUCUAUUGAAAUUUGAAAAGAGCACAGAAGUGCUAUGGCACAUAUCGCGAUGUGUCGCGAUGAAGGUUUAUUAAUUAAUAAUAUUAAAAUAAAAUAAUAUUCACUAAAAUCAAUAGUGCUUAACUUUUAAUUCAUGUGCAAAUAGACAUCGUUUCCUCUAGUACUCAAUUUCAGUCAAUUAAUUUUAAUUUCACAAAUGCAGUAAAUAUGUGAAAGUGAAUGAACUUAAAAUCAACUACGAUACGUAUGCCUGUCAUGUGGCUGCAGUGGGCACCCAGUGCAAAUACACGCGUACACAUUCAUACGUCUAUGGAGGAGGCAUUUUUAGGGCAGUUGUGUACUCCAAGUUACGGUCAGCAUAAAAAUGUGAGUGUCGAUUGGAUUGAGUUCAUACUAGAAUUUGCGGCUCUGCACUACGUCCACUGUGAUGAAAAGCCACGCCAUGGGAGAAAGUGCAAUUAAGCCGCAACUAAACUGAAUGAUUAGUCUGCCUUUGAGUGCGGUACACGCAUAUAGUUCGUCAGCGAUAAUCGUAAAACCACUCCUACAAAAAUGUAGAAUAACAUUAAAGAUUCAAUAUAGUGUGGAAAUUCAUUUUAUCAAAUAUUUGUAAUAAAGAAACAAACUCCAAUCGAUAUGCGUUUGAAAAUUGGACUGCAGUGCCAUCGCUUUGAAAUUUACGCAUUUUCUUUACUGGUCAUGGGUGUCGUUGGUUAUCUUAUUCACUUCGCAAUAGCGCUAGUUAUUGUUAAUAAAGAAGUUACCCCUACACGUGGCAUGCUUUAUCCACGAGAGUCUGAAACUCGUGAUGUACGUUCCUUAGAUGGGCUAUGGAACUUUGUCACAUCGGACGAAGCGAAUCCGACGCAAGGUGUGAGAGAUAAAUGGUUUAGUGAUGAUUUAAGUAAAGUUAAGAAUGUCAUACCCAUGCCCGUGCCAGCUAGCUACAAUGAUAUAACCACAGAUAACGCUAUUCGCGAUCAUGUGGGCACAGUGUGGUACGACCGAAAAUUUUUUGUUCCUCGAUCAUGGGCAAAGGACCAAAGGGUAUGGCUUCGUUUCGGUAGUGUACAUUAUGAAGCCUUUGUGUGGGUUAAUGGAGAAAUGGUUGUUAAACACGAGAUGGGUCACUUACCAUUCGAAGCAGAGGUAACAAGCUUCGUAAAAUACGGGGAAGAAAAUCGGAUUACUGUUAUGUGUGAUAAUGCACUAAUACAAACUACAGUGCCUCAGGGAAAAAUCAGUGAAGUAAAAAAGGAUGGAGGAGUUGCCAUAGUUCAGUCUUAUAGCUUUGACUUCUUCAACUACGCAGGAAUUCAUCGCUCCGUCCAUCUGUACACCACACCUAAAACAUUUAUUGAAGAGGUUGAAGUGACUUCUAACUUAGCUGAAAAUUCAGUUGGUCAUGUAUAUUACAAAGUCAAAGUUAGCGGAACGGCCUCGAAUGAAGCAGACAGUGCCCUACAAAUUCGGGUGCAAUUACGUAAUAAAGAAAGUGUCGUUGUAGCCAAUGGUACAUCAAAUAGUGAUUUAAAUGGUGCACUUGAAGUGAAGCAAGUGAAGCCCUGGUGGCCAUAUUUAAUGCACCCCGAACCCGGUUACCUCUACCAUAUGGAAUUGCUUUUGUAUACUGCCGAUAACACACUACUUGAUGUUUACCGACUUAAAGUAGGCAUUCGUACACUUACUUGGAACAAUACUUCUUUCCUCAUAAAUGGACGCUCAGUAUAUUUCCGAGGCUUUGGCAAACAUGAAGAUUCAGAUAUACGUGGCAAAGGAUUAGAUUUUGCUUUACUCACCCGUGACAUGAACUUGUUGAAAUGGAUUGGAGCAAAUGCUUAUAGAACGUCUCACUAUCCAUACUCAGAAGAAUCCAUGCAAUUUGCAGAUGAAAAUGGUCUUAUGAUAAUUGAUGAAUGCCCCAGCGUUGAUACAGACAACUAUAACCAAGCGCUAUUGGACAAACAUAAAUCUUCUAUGGAGCAAUUAAUACACCGCGAUCGAAACCAUCCGAGUGUAAUAAUGUGGUCUAUAGCCAAUGAACCCCGCACAAGCCCAUUCCAAGCUGACUCACAUUUUCAGUUCGUUGCUAAUUUUACACGAUCCCUUGAUAGUACUCGACCGGUAACUGCUGCAAUUGCCGUUCCCUCGGCCAGUGACAGAGCUGCAAAGCAUUUAGAUAUAAUAUGUUUUAAUCGUUACAAUGGAUGGUACAGUAAUCCUGGAAAAUUGGACAUGAUUACAACGCAUGUUGUCGAAGAAGCGAUUACAUGGAAUAAAAAACAUAACAAACCAGUCAUGAUCGGAGAAUAUGGGGCCGACACAAUCGAGGGUUUACAUUUGCUUCCAGCUUACAUUUGGUCGGAGGAAUACCAAAACGAGUUGUUUUCGAAACAUUUUAAGGCCUUCGAUAAGCUCAGAAAAAAUGAUUGGUUUAUCGGCGAAUUUGUUUGGAAUUUUGCAGACUUCAAAACUGCACAAUCAAUAACACGCGUAGGCGGUAAUAAAAAGGGCGUUUUCACACGCAAUCGUCAACCAAAAGCAACAGCACAUCUACUUCGAAAACGCUAUUUUGCUCUUGGACGCGAGUUGGACCGUUGCGAAAUUCCCGAAGAUCUAUUUCUUUAUAUCACUGAUGCAACAUCUACAGGGUCGCAUGGCAAACGAGAAACAGCAGAUUUAUAGAAUCGAUUCCAUAUGAAGGAAUGCAAAAGCUAGUAAAUGUAGUAAUAACAGCUCCAAAUCCAAGUUCAAUUAAGCAUUUAAAGUUUUGUCUUUUGACUGGCUAAAUAUUCAUAUACUACAAUAUAUAGAUGAAUGAUUUUGUAUUAAAAAAUAUUUUUAUACGCAUUUAUUAAGCUUUGAUAUACUUAAUGUUAACGGUUAAUAAAAUAUUAAAAACGUAUUUGUAUUGUACUAUAUAAUUACCCAUAUUUAGAAAAACGAAGGUUCAAAUGUAUAUUUAUAAUGAAUUAGUGACCUAGAUUUCAUUCAUAUGAUAGGCUUUUAACAGUGCAGUAAGACUUAAAAGGCAUUUCUACAAAGGAGUCAAAUUAUAAUUCUAUAUGCCUAAAUAGCACCUCAAUUCAAAAUAUAUUCACUCAUGUACAUAUAUUUACUUAAAUUAUUCACAAAUGCCUUAAAUUAUAAUUAAUAUACCAUAUUCUGUUCACUUUCUUCAAAUAAAUAGAAGUAAAAGUGUAUGUUUUAAGGGAUCAAAGAAAUAUAUAUUUUACACAC